Molecule: messenger RNA, 409 nt
Organism: Rhodotorula graminis WP1
Lineage: Eukaryota; Fungi; Basidiomycota; Microbotryomycetes; Sporidiobolales; Sporidiobolaceae
Exons: 4
Coding region: 27-269 (80 amino acids)
Cellular component (GO): mitochondrion
Source: RefSeq, a predicted model, not a curated record
GCUCUGCAGCAGACCUACCGGCCGACAUGCACCCUCCGUUGGCAGAUCACCAGCAGACCGCCUGCAUCGAGGUCAUGAACCAGCUCAAGGCCUGCCACGACUCGUACCCGUGGCUCAAGUUCGCCGGCCUGUGCAACACGGAAAAGGGCGCGCUCAACGCCUGUCUGCGUCAAGAGCGUCUCGAACGGACGUCCAAGAACGCGCAGCUCGCCAAGGACAAGCGGAAAGAGAUUGAGCGUCGGUGGAAGGAGAUUGAGCAGGACUCGUGAGGGAGGUUUGGGCUCGUCCGGUCGAGCAGGAGCUGGGUAUCGAGCAACCUAGAUUGGCCCAAUCGCCUCGCCUCGACUCGCCGCAUCUUGUCGUUCUGUACCUCUACGCAAUGCACAUCUCGCACCUCGUUCUCCUAUCA